AUGCGUAUUUUUGUGAAGACUAUGACAGGGAAGACCAUCUCACUGAUGGCAGAGAGCUUGGAGACUAUUGGUAGCCUGAAGGAAAAGAUUUAUAUCAAAGAGGGGAUUCAUCAGCUUCAUCAGCGUUUGAUCGUUGUUGACAAGGAACUCAAAGACUGUACAACUUUGGCUGAUUGUAACAUCCAAGUCAAGUCUACAUUACACCUGGUUUUGAGGAUGCGUGGUGGUGGUAUUCAGAUUUUCAUUAAGAGAUUGGCAGGGAAGACCAUCGAGCAGAUUGUGUGCACCUCGUUGACUAUUGGUAAAUUGAAGGAAAGGAUUCAGUACGCCGAGGGGAUUCCAAAGCAUCAGCAGCGUUUGAUGAUUGUUGGAGAGAACAUGGAAGAUGAUUUCAGGUCUUAUUUCUGUUUCAUGAUUGAUUGUUGGGUCACUACCAUAAAAUGGCUAAUGCUAAGGGUGUGUUUGGUAUGA
Molecule: messenger RNA, 471 nt
Organism: Lactuca virosa
Lineage: Eukaryota; Viridiplantae; Streptophyta; Magnoliopsida; Asterales; Asteraceae
Source: the annotation of a GenBank genome assembly